This is a messenger RNA of Meloidogyne enterolobii, 2418 nucleotides long. NCBI's taxonomy places the organism in Eukaryota, Metazoa, Nematoda, Chromadorea, Rhabditida, Meloidogynidae. The record is from the annotation of a GenBank genome assembly.
AUGAUUACUGAGAAUGGAGCUGUUAUGUUUGAAUUGGAUGUUGUUGGGUAUCCCGAGCCGAAAGUAGAAUUCUUCCUAAAGGGCCGUCCUUUAAUUGACGGAGUUGGAGGAGUAGAAAUUCGACAGCUUGAGGGCAAUUAUCGCCUCACAAUCCCUGAUUGUAAAAUUGACUCACACGAUGGAGAGUUGCUCUGCCGGGCGCAAAACGACCACGGGCAGGCAGAAAGUCGUGCCAGAUUAACUGUUGAACCUGAGGAGGAAGAAAGCAGGAGUGCUCCUACUUUUGUUAAGGAACUUGAAGAUCAGGCGAGCUUUUAUCUUGGAAAACCUCUACGAACCUUAUAUUUUAGACAGUUAAACACGGUGAACACGCUAUAUUUGAAGCAAUUGCCCGUGGUUCUCCUCUCCCUGUUCUCAGUUGGUUCAUCAACGGCAAUAAAUUGGAUGCUCAAACUCAAGGAAGCUGAGAAUGCCAUUGGACGUUUCGAAACAAAAGCUAGAUUAAUUGUUCUACCCCCGGAACGACGAAAACAACCACCUGUUUUUCGCAAACCACUUACUGAUAAAACAGAAAAUGAAGGGGAUUCUGUUGUUUUUGAAGUUUGUGUUGAUCCUGAAUCUUUGGUUAAUAAAUUUAUUUGGCGCUUGAAUGGGGUUGAAUUGAAUAAUGGUGAUAGAGAAGGGAGAAUAAUUUUGAGCCAGGCUGAUGGAGGAAUUGGACGUUUGGAACUCAAUAAAUGCCGUUUGGAGGAUUCUGGCAUUAUUGAGUGUGUUGCUGUUAAUACUGAGGGCGAAACUUCCACCUCUUCCAAAUUUAGUGUUACUGUAGGACCGCCGACAAAGAAAGGUCGUUUUGAUGGGGGUGAGGAAGAAUCUGAAGCUAGUAGUUUGAUAACUAAAGUUGAGAAUAUCCCUCCUGUUACUAUUGUUGUUGGUGAUCAGAAGGUUUUGGCGACAGAAGGAGAACCAAUGGAAGUUCAAUUUUAUGGCGGGUUAAAGCCUACAUUUACCAAAGGACUUGAAGGAGCUGUUUUAGAAUGCCGCCCCUGUGAUAAUCUAAUUGCUGAGGUUGAGGUGUCUGAUGCACAAACAAUUAAAUGGUUUAAGAAUAAUAUCCCUCUUGAGGAUGGAAAAGAAGGAAUUCGUAUAGAACAAUCGCCUGGUCGUAGCCGACUUAUCAUUCCAAAUAUUCAAAUAGGCCAAAAUGGACAAUUAAAAGUCGAGGCAGAAAAUGAGAAUGGAAAGUCUGAGAGUAAUGGACAAGUUAGAAUAUUAGUUGAGAAUGGUCAAGGCUCAACAGCUAACGUGCCAGUACAAAUACGGAAGCCCUUAACAGAUAUAACGGUAAUAGAGAAUGACACUGCCGAGUUUCGCGCAUCAGUCAUUGGCACUCCAACACCUAAUAUUCGUUGGCUCCUCAAUGGUACUCCAGUUGAAGGAGGAGAUGAGAAUAUUCAAAUAACCAGUCGUCAAACUGGAGACCAAACUGAACACACCCUUCGAAUACCAAGAACAACUAUUUCUGCCCAUAAUGGAGCUAGAGUUGUCUUACGAGCUACUCAAGAUGGACAAGGGGAUGGAGUACAAUCCGAGGCUAAUAUCCACGUUCAUGCACGAGUUCCUGGCCCUCCAUACUUUAGUAGACAACCCCAGGAUCAUGAUGUUUAUGAUGAUGUAGAAUCAGUUAAAUUUAGUGCUAUUGUGCAUGGAGAGCCUGUUCCGACUGUGACUUGGUCCUUGAGAGGACAAGUUCUCACUGCCAGUGAUCAACUACGAAUAAGGCAUGACACUAGUACUGGAAAAACUUCAAUCAGAAUAUUCCACCCUCGCGCCGAUACACACACUGGUGAAAUACGCGUUCUUGCUGAAAAUAUUCAUGGGGCUACUGAAGCUUUCGCAAAUUUGUUGGUUCAACCAAAGGCUGAUCUGCCUCGUUUUCUUACAGAUAUGGAUGAUAAACUAGUCCCUGAAGGGGCAGAUAUAAAAUUUAUUGUUCGUAUUGAAGAAACUGUGCCUCCAGCUGAGGUGCAAUGGACUUUAAAUGGGAAACCGUUGAGUGACGGGGACAAUAUUCGAAUAACCAAAGAAGGCAAUAAUCACAUUCUCGAAAUUACUAACGUUAAAAAAGAACAAGCAGGAGAGUGUGCAUGUAUUGCAAAAAAUUCUGCUGGAACUAAGCGUCAGAAUUCACAAUUGACUGUUAAAGAAGUUGGAGUACCCCCUACAUUUGCCCGAAAUUUGGAAGAUCGCCUUAUGGAUGAUCAACAAACAUUGGUUUUAGAAGCCCAAUUGGCCUCGGGUGUCAGACCCGAACCAACAGUUAAAUGGUUCCGGGAUGGUGUUGAAUUACAAUCUAGUGAACGGGUUAAACUUGUUGAGGAAGGAGAUAUUGACCAUAGGGUUUACAGAAUGACGUGA